UUCAUUGCCCAUCAAUGACAUCCAAUAAUCGUCAAUGGCUACCCAUCUCCAGAUAUUCUGACGCGGGGAAGCUCCUGAUACUGUAGCUCACCACGUCAUCCCUCCAUCAUUCAAAGCUUUUAGAUCAUUGACUGAACCCUAUUAAAUAGCCAAGGUCCCUCAAUUGCUGAGAUCCAUUUACUGCUUCAUAAUAAUUGCUGUAUUAGAAGAAUAAGUCAAAAUGUCCAUGAGAUUAAUCCUUCGUCCUGUGGUGCGAAUGCCACUCCUCCGUCCCCAGAUCCGUCUCGCAACUUCAGACCCUACACAUGUCCAUCCAGAUGGUAACCUCGGCGGUCCGGGAGGUCAGCAGCCCCCACCUGCACGACCCGGCGGUCCAGAAGCCAUCGCAAGGAACUGGAUGCCCAUUGCUGCUGCUGCAGGUGUGAUCGCAGGCGGCGUCUACAUCAUGCUCCCCACACGAGGAAAAUCACCUGAAAGAACUCUUGAAAGCGAUAUGGUAGCUGCCAACUCGACUGCGAUUGGAUACAUCGGUCAACCAUCUGGAAAACCAGGUAUUGCUUCUCAUUAUAAGGAAUUACGAGAUGGGAAAGAGGUUGAGUCGAUGAAGGAGCUGAGUGGGAGGAAAGGUGGUGGUUCAAUGGGUCCCUUCCGAGCGGAAUAAAUAACGAAAAUGUAUUCAUAACAGAGGCGAAUUGCCCAGAGUAUCAAA
This is a messenger RNA of Fusarium redolens, 709 nucleotides long. RefSeq lists its product as uncharacterized. The transcript has 2 exons. The coding region runs from base 221 to 661 and encodes 146 amino acids. The record is from RefSeq and is a predicted model, not a curated record. Lineage: Eukaryota; Fungi; Ascomycota; Sordariomycetes; Hypocreales; Nectriaceae.